Messenger RNA from Cokeromyces recurvatus, 2541 nucleotides. RefSeq names its product nucleoside phosphatase family-domain-containing protein. The record is from RefSeq and is a predicted model, not a curated record. Lineage: Eukaryota; Fungi; Mucoromycota; Mucoromycetes; Mucorales; Mucoraceae. Bases 1 to 2541 code for a protein of 846 amino acids. Gene Ontology annotation, biological process: nucleoside diphosphate catabolic process. The transcript has 2 exons. Gene Ontology annotation, molecular function: nucleoside diphosphate phosphatase activity. Gene Ontology annotation, cellular component: membrane.
AUGUCCACAAAUCCUACACCAAAUGAUGAAUGGGCAAAAAAUAGAAAAUAUGGAGUAAUUAUUGAUGCUGGCUCAUCUGGAUCAAGAGUGUAUGUUUAUUCUUGGAAAGAUCAUGAAUUUGCAAAGGAAUUAUAUACAGUUGAAGAAUUAAAAGGAAAAAUACCUAUAGUUGAAAGAGCAGAUAAAGAUGGUUUAAAAUGGACGAGCAGAGAAGAGCCAGGUAUUUCAACUUAUGGGACAAAGCCAGAUAAAGUUGGAGAACAUUUAGAUAUGUUACUUGACUUUUCGAAAGAAGUUGUUCCUAUUGACAGCCAUUCAUCAACACCUAUUUUCCUUAUGGCAACUGCAGGCAUGCGACUUUUACCAGAGGAACAACAAAGGGCUUUGUUGGAUUCAACUUGUAAUUAUAUACGAGAAAAGACGGGAUUUUUUAUGAGUGAUUGUGAUAGUCACAUAAAGAUCAUCUCUGGAGAGUUGGAAGGCGUUUAUGGUUGGGUAGCUGUCAAUUAUCUAAUGGGAGGAUUUGAUAAUAGCAUUAAAGCUUAUGUGGAGGAGAAAAAGGGUGAAAAGGAAGAGAAGAUAGAGCAACAUCAUACAUUUGGGUUUUUAGAUAUGGGGGGUGCCUCAGCUCAAAUUGCUUUUGAACCUGAACAUCAUCAAAAGGAGGAGCAUAUGCAUGACUUGACAAGAAUUACACUUCAUACGUUAGAUGGAAGAACGGUAGAUUAUGAUGUAUUCGUUACAACUUUCUUGGGAUAUGGGAGUAAUGAAGCCAGAAGGCGUUACCUUGAAGAUCGCGUCAAAAAGUUAUUUACUAUCUCAAAUGGGAAAAAGCUAUUAGAUGAGAAUCAUAUGCUACCCAUGGAUGAUCCUUGUCUUCCUCUUAAUCUAAACAUCACCGAUACCUUUUCUACAAGUGUCGCCCUUGCUCUACAUGGAACAGGCGAUUUUAAUCAAUGUAUAGAGAACACGAUAUCACUCUUAAACAAGGACGCUGAUUGUCCAUCCAAGCCUUGUCUUUUCAAUGGUGUUCAUACGCCUGAUAUAGAUUGGUCUGUUAACAAAUUUGUAGGCAUCUCAGAAUAUUGGUACUCGUCACAUGAUAUUCUCAACUUGGGGGGUGUCUAUGAUUUUACAGAAUAUGAAAAAAAGGCAUCCGAUUAUUGCGCAAGAGAUUGGUCUCUGAUAACUGAAAAAAAGGAUUUAAGCAUUGCAGAAUUGAAUCGAUAUCAAAUGCAAUGCUUUAAAUCAGCUUGGAUUGUUAAUAUACUACAUGAGGGCAUUGGAAUUCCAAGGAUUAAAAAUCCAAGUGGCCAUUUCAAUUUGACUGAAGACCAGGAGAUUUUAGAGCAAACAAUUGAGAGUGUAGAAGCCAAGAAUUGGAAUCCACCUUUCCAAAGCAUUGAUACCAUUAAUGAUAUUCAAGUUUCCUGGACACUUGGUGCCAUGCUUUUACAUGUAGCUAGCAAAAUUCCUUUAAUAGAUCAUCAUGAUGGUUUCCUUGGCCAUAGUACAGAUAAUGAAGGCCCUCAUGAAAUUGCAGAUGGUGUGCUACAGAACCCGAAUCCUCCUGGCUUACAUAAUGAAGAUAUCAAUAGUAAUCACAGCAUUGAAAGUAAAUCAAACUCUAUAAUCCUGAAUAUCAUGCUACUUUCUUUUAUAUGUAUUUUGAUCAUGUGGAUUCUACUUAAAAACAUUCGAAAGAAACGAGGCUAUAAUAGAUCUAUGACCGGUGCGAACGGUGGUAUUCUUGGUAACGAAACGAUCAUCAAUAGUGGAAAUUCACCUUGGAGAUUCUUGAGUCCUAUCAUGUAUUUCACUUUGAUAGCAAACUCAAUCUCUAACUCUACUAUGAUCAUCCGACAUUGGCUCUCUCGUCUAUUGAGAGGUAAUUAUAAUAGUAAUCAAUAUCAGUAUACGGCAGUUAGUGGUAACAAUAAUGAUAUACCUGUUGACAUGGAUGCCUUUGAAAGUGGAAAUAAUAACAAUCAUACAAUGAAUACAGCAAGCGAAAAUGUCGUAAUUAAUAUAGGAAAUGAUCGUUUACUGGGAGUAUCUAAUAAGACACCAAGUGUUAUUUCAAAGCAAUAUUGGAGCAAAAAACGAUAUAGUGGUGAUAGUCAUAACGGUAUCUUCCAAACGGCUGAUGUAAUGGAAGGUUCUAGUGUAUUACCAUUUAGAGCAUCUUCUGUGGUAGGACUUGCAAACCGUAAUGGAAGUAUAUCGAAUUUAACAGCCCGUACAGGAAGUUCACCCAAUUUGAAUGGUCCUACAAAUAACAACUUAUCUACUGCUGUUGAUCGCUCUUCAUCACCUCUAGCAACAGAACUGAACUUAACACGUUCAAGAUCUCGUGUUGGUUUUAUAAUUCAUGAGCAAUCUGAUGAAGAAGAAUAUACUUUAGUUGAUGGACCAUUAUUAUCUGAUGAUAACCCAGCUGCAGCAUGGCUUCAAAAUGCGAAUAGUCGAUUAGCAAGUCCACGAAAUAGUCCCAGGGGAAGUCUAGAUGAACGAAGAAAGAAAAAAGAAGAAAUCAACUAA